Molecule: messenger RNA, 5462 nt
Organism: Gambusia affinis (western mosquitofish)
Lineage: Eukaryota; Metazoa; Chordata; Actinopteri; Cyprinodontiformes; Poeciliidae
Product: tyrosine-protein phosphatase non-receptor type 5-like
Exons: 14
Coding region: 738-2450 (570 amino acids)
Biological process (GO): protein dephosphorylation
Molecular function (GO): protein tyrosine phosphatase activity
Source: RefSeq, a predicted model, not a curated record
GAGACAACCUUCAUACAGAAAAUAUCCUCCCAUUCAUCCCUCCUUCCACUCAUCUAGCUGUUCACCUGUCGCUUAAAAACGGAAGGAAGCUGAACUUUCUCUUAUCCGACAAGAUCCUCGGAUGUGUGUGUUUGUGAGCAUGCUUCAUAUACAUUGCCUGUAUGCACAUUGCCAUGGCUACGAGCAGCGCUAGCUGGCGUCAUCACUUCAAAACCACCUUCACAGGGAGCAAAAGAGAGAAAGAAAAGGACUCAAAGCAGCUCCCUUCUGUUCAUCACCUGCACUCUCUCCUUCUCAAACUAACGCACAGAAAAGCUACUUCAGCUCCUGGUGUGGUCUCAUAUUCCGCUGAGCUCAUCCACUCCGGCCAUUGGAGUCCAGUGGCACAGAAGGAGAGGAGGGGAGAUGGUGGAAAGGAGAGAGGAGUAGCGUGGGGAAGGCUUCACUUCAUGCAUACUGAUGUGACUGGAGCUAUCUGAAUGUGUUUGUGAGGGUGUCGGCAAAGUCUGGCUUGAAUCAUUCCCCUGCCUCUCAGGAAAGAAAAGACAAGGAGCGGAAGGAGAAGGAGCGAGAUACAGACAGUUUAUUGUGUCACCUUACAUCAUCAUCCUCAACUGGAAGAACCAACUCUGCCUCACAAUGGCUGACAACAACCAGUUGCCACAGGAUACAGGAUUCGAACCGAUAAUGUGAUCCGCCUCUUUCACCAGUUCCCUGCCAUCUCUUGUAGGGGGAUCAUGACCCGCCGGCUGAGCAGCUCCACUCGUUCCCACACUGAAGACUCCAUCUUCUUGAGGCCCGAUGAAGACCCCGUCUGGUUGGAUGAACCCACAAAAGUGGAAAAGAUAGGCGAUGGAGCCGCUAAAAAGGAUGGCGUGUCUGACUGCAAAGAUGGAGGCCAAAGCCAGGAGGGAGAGGAAGUGUUUAUCCACAAAGUGUAUGCGUUGUUUGUGGAGCUUCAGUGCUGGGCUGCACUGUUCAUCAGCUCUCAAGUCACAGGGUAUUGGGUGUUCUUUGUGCUGGAAGGAAAUGGACCACUCUCUUCCUUCUACAAAGCCCUUCAGGUCAUGGACUUCUACUUGGGCUUCUUUUUACCAUGUCAAGCAAUUUUUGGAAUGGACUCUACAGUGUUGAUGAAAGAGGUACAAAACACCACACAGCACAACUGGAUUGUAAGCGGCACUGCGGUCAUUGGAGUGGCAAUCUUUGUUAUCAUGGUGAUCCACAUGGUGUCUAAGUGGUGUUACGGAACUGGCUUGUGGUCAUCAGGAACAAUUUCCAGAGAGAUCGGUGAUCGGCGGCAGUCUGUGAGCCGCCAGCCCUCCUUCACCCUGUCAGAGUGGACUGAUGCUCAGGAGGAUCUGAUGGAGCUUGACCCGGUACCGCAGACCCCCGUCUUUGACAUGGGCACAGACACCAAGAUGGAAGGAGAUGCCUCCACACUCACCGUCACCCCAGUGGGGCUUCAGGAGAGGAGAGGCUCCAAUGUUUCUCUGACGUUGGACAUGUGCACGCCAGGAUGUACAGAGCCCUACGGCUACGGGGCUCAGCUCUCUCCCCGAGACCAGUCGGCCCAGGAGUACCUCCGACAGGGAACGCACGUCCUGACCCCUGCCAUGCUGCACACAAGGGCCAUGGAUGACCAGAGCCUGCAGGCGGAGUUUUAUGAAACUCCCAUGAACUUUGUGGACCCCAAGGAGUACAAUUACCCAGGGCUUGUGAGAAAAAAUCGCUACAAGACCAUUUUACCCAAUACACACAGCAGAGUCAUCUUGAAGUCACAGGAUGAGGAUGAUUUUCUUUCAACCUACAUUAAUGCAAAUUAUCUCAAAGGUUAUGGGGAUGAGGAACAAGCUUACAUUGCCACGCAGGGCCCCACUGUGAACACAGUGGGAGACUUCUGGAGGAUGGUGUGGCAGGAGAGAAGCCCGAUUAUAGUGAUGAUCACCAAUCUGGAGGAGAAGAACGAGAAAUGUGCAGAGUACUGGCCUGAGGACACCGUGACCCAUGAGGGCAUAGAGAUCACUGUUGUCUCAGUAACCCAAGAGGAUGACUACAGCCUGAGGGUGUUUACUCUAAAGUGUGGGGAAGAGGAGCGCACCCUUCGGCAUUACUGGUACACCUCCUGGCCGGAUCAGAAGACCCCAGAUAAGGCUCCACCCCUGCUGGAGCUGGUCCAGCAAGUGGAAGCAGCCAGAGAGGAAGCCCCGCCAUCCAGUGGCCCGAUAAUUGUCCAUUGCAGUGCUGGGAUUGGUCGAACUGGCUGCUUCAUUGCCACCUCCAUCCUGUGCAAACAGCUGAGGACUGAGGGUGUGGUUGACAUCCUGCGAACCACCUGCCAGCUCCGUCUGGACAGAGGUGGAAUGAUCCAGACCUGUGAGCAGUACCAGUUUGUGCAUCAUGUCCUCAGCCUGUCUGAGAAGCAGCUGUCUCACUCCGCCGAAGAAUAACGUGAGCACAACAGCCGCACCCAGACCGAGACACACCACUGUACACCGUACCACCUGUGGUGGUAUGCACCACCUUACCUAGCAUUGUCACACAAUCUCACCCUUUAACAACCUAAACCAUGUUAAUCUCUUCAUCCAAACCAGGCUCGUUCAUAUGGGACUGUGCUUAAUGUUGCUGUACAGAAUCAACAAAGAGGUGGAAUAGAGGCAUGACGGAAAAAUCCUUAUCGAAAACUGUUUUAGCAUCUGUCCAGCAGGCCUGUUCUAAUCCAAGCCCAUCGUCCCUGUGUUGCUUCGUUCGUGCUGCUGAGACUUUGCAUCAAACUGAUUCUCAGAGGUCUGAGUUGUCAAGGCCUUGUUUCAGUCUUGGUCUGAAAUAGCUCCAUUAUGUAAUGAUUGUACAGCUAUCAAAAGGUUAUAGUAGAAGCAAGGCAUUCUCAGAUCUCUCGCACUAGAGUUUGCUUUAAGAAAAUUCAGUUAAGUUAGUGAUUAAAAUAAGGGCCCUUUACAGUAUAAGUGCCAGCAUAAUUGAAUCCUACAGAGAUAAUCAAAUACCAGCCUAAUAUGUACCACUAUAUUGAUGUAAAUGUUAACCAACAUUUAGCUUUUUUCUCACUGACUCUCUUUUAAUGUAAAAAAAAUAAUUGCAGAAGGCCUGAGUCACCUCAUUUUCAGGUUGCAUGGUGCUAAGUAUUUGUUAAAGGCAUGUGCAAUGUUAUGGAACAUAGGAAUGUAAAAGUUAGACUAAUUAGGGUUUCUGUGCAAACUAAAGUAUUUACGUUUUUUUAGUCCAGGCUGCGUGUGGCAGUUCUCAUGGCCCGUGGUGUUUACAGAAAACAACAUCCUAAAUGUUCCAUCAGAGGCGUCACAGAGCCACAGCAAAGUGGCAAAAGCCAGAAACAGAAUCCCCGAAACGUGAACAACAGCGUGGAAACGGGCGAUCUUGCAGAGGAAAGCAACAACCUGGAGGGCGGUGACAUUCAGUUUGUUUUCAUAUCCCUCUCGUCAGAAUUGUUCCAUAAAGUUUGUCGUCCUUCUGCUCUGUGAUGCCUCUGCUUACAACAGUAGCUUGAACGCAUCUGUGAGGUAACAAAGCUCAUGAUUGUUGUAUAGACAGGCCAGGCCUAAUCUGUAUGAAGCACAAUAGACCAACUAAGGUUGUCUCUCUGAUGUUCAGCUGUAAAGCUUAUUUUUCUGUAUUGUGUUUUUGAUUGUGUUGAGUUUAAUGGAUUGCAUGUGCCGUAUGGGACUCAGUAGGGUCCACAAUCAAAGCGACGUGAUUGGUUGUCCCGCUUUUCGUUGUGUGAAAAAAAGGUAAAAAGCCUAUUAUUAUUAUUAUUAUUAUUAUUAUUAUUAUUAUUAUUAUUAUUAUUAUUAUUAUUAUUAUUAUUAUUAUUAUUAUUAUUAUUAUUAUUGCUUGCUCUCAGCCAAUGCUUUUGAUACAGUUUGCUUUUGUGAAACCAACCAGAGAUAUUUUUAGAACAUUUUGAUACAAUCCUUUCGAGUAGAUGCCUUGUGUAUAUUUCUGUUUACAACAUAAUGGAAUGUAGCUCAUACUGUGGAUCAAAACCAUUGGUUUAUAUUGCAAGAUUUAAGAGAACAAAAUGUGACAACUACCUAAGUUACCUUACAGUAAAGUAAAUAGAUAUAUUAUGUUCAGUCUUGAGUAUUACUAUUACUUUAGGCCUUUAGGCUUUGCUUUAAUAUGCUUUGCUUUCUGUGUAUGUUUUUAUUGUUUUUCCUGGAGAAUUUUACCUCAGACUGAGUUUUUACACAGUCCCUGUUUCCAUCUGUGAAUCUAGACCGCUCUCAGUUGACAACACAGUUGAGAAAUAAAUGCUAUGUGCAAGGCAGCUAAAACAGUGCAGAUAGUUUUCUAUGUAACAAAAAUCCAACAACUUCUACCGCUGUGAACAUUAUCAGAGGACCUAAAACAAUUACUUUUGUGGGCUCUGACCCAUAACUAAACACAAACUCAACAAGAAGGACUAAACUGCCAAAAUUGCUAGUAAAAUAACACUGAACUGAGACUGGCAACAAAUGCUACAAUCUAUUGCCAGGGCUCUGACAUAAUCCUCUGAUAAUGUUCAGUGUCCUCGACCCAACAGCUUUUCUUUUGAGUGUUUGUUACCAGUGCUUCAAUUGUCCUCUUUUAAUGUUUCAAAUGAAGAUAACAAAAACAGCCAGUCACACAUACAAUAACCAGCAAUCAGUAUUCCUCUCCUCUGCUAAAAUAUUGCUUUAAGUUGUGAGUUUUUGCAUCCAAAUAAAAGUAGAUUUUCAUGAAUUGGUCUUAGUGUCUCUUUCGUAGUGCACAUCCUCUGGGUUCACGAUAAUUUUGCGCCGUGUUUUUGUCUUUUACGUCUGCCUACUAGCAUGCUGUUGAAGUCCGACUCACAUUGUGUUUCCACAACGUGGCCACUAGAUGUCAGUAAUUGCUCACCUUGCCGUUGGCUCACACCCUUUAAAUUGUUGAUAAAAGUCAUAGUGGAGCAGAGAAACGGCUAAGAAAUUUAUUCUACAUCUAAUUUAAUUUAAUCUUUCGAUACUUGUUAUGAAACAGAUGACCAACAUUUAUUUUUGUUUCCCUGUCCAGACACAGUGCUGUCAAAGUAUUUAAUUUCUUUUUCAUGUUUUUUUUUUUCUUUUUUGUCACACUUUAAGUUUAUGAACUGAUUUAUUGAAGGGAAGCUUAUAUUAAAUUUAAUUCCUUUCUUUUUUUUAACAGAAUAUAAAGAAUUGAAAAAUCCAAAGAGCUGUUAUAGUUAUAGUGCUGUUUAGUUCUUAGAGUUUUGAUACAUUGCAUGAAAUAAAGGCUUUUUUUAAUUAUUAUUUUCCAGAAAGAGCUUAAGUGAUUGUGUAUUUGGGUGUAGUCCAAAAAGAAGGAGAAGGUGGCUUGAUCAGAGAGCCUUUUAAACAAGAACCACCAUUAAGGAAAACAUAAAAAACAUAGAUCCCAAGUUACGGUUUCAAUGCUUGUGAAACUCUGUGAAAAGGUGUGUUUUAGUGUUG